UGAACGUACCUCUAAAUACUGACAACAGUAAUAACAGUUAAAAUUUGGCGUGAAUCCUGUUCAAUUUUAUCUUUGAUUAAACUAUAUGUUACAGAGAAAAAAGUAUACGUAUAAACUAGUAUAAUCAUGACUUUAGAUAUAACAGCGAUGUUAAAAGAGCCGAGAAUGAUAAAGGUUUGCGCUCCGAUGGUUAGAUAUAGCAAGCUACAAUUCAGAACACUUGUAAGGCGUUAUGAUUGCGACUUAUGUUUUACUCCCAUGAUCUUAGCAGAUUCAUUUGUGCAAUCUGCAAAGGCUAGAGAUAAUGAAUUUACUACUCAUGCAGAAGAUAAACCACUAAUUGUUCAAUUUGCAGCUAAAACUGUAAAUGAUUUCGUGAGUGCUUCUGAAAUGGUUGCACCGUAUUGCAAUGGUGUAGAUUUAAAUUGUGGCUGUCCCCAGCGCUGGGCUAUCAGAGAAGGAUAUGGCGCUCAUUUGCUAACAAAACCAGAACUUGUAAGCGAUUUGGUACAUCAGGUCAAAAAUCGUAUACCAGAACCAUUUACUGUUUCGGUAAAGAUACGUUUGCUGAAAGACAUACAUAAAACAAUAAUGUUGUGUCAAACUUUAGAAAAGGCUGGCGCGUCAUUUAUAACAGUCCAUGCAAGAACUCCUGAAAUGCGUAACGAACCCAUUAACUUAAACAGUCUUAAACUUCUUAGAGAUUAUGUACAGUUGCCUCUUAUUGCAAAUGGCGAUGUGAGAAAUUUAGAAAGUGCUCAGAUUCUAUUUAAAGAAUCCAAAUGUAACGGAGUAAUGUCUGCUAGAAAUAUUUUAAGUAAUCCUGCAUUAUUUUCGGGACAUUCUGUUACUCCGCUUGUUUGUGUUCAAGAUUGGUUAAAUAUUACCUCAACUAUACCAACUGAAUUUCAUUGUUUCCAUCAUCAUCUAGUAUUUAUGUUGGAGAAAAUUUUACCAAGAAAAGAACGAUUAGUAUUUAAUAAUUUGCAAAGCAAAACAGCUGUUCUCGAAUUUCUGAAGAAUUAUUAUAAUAUAAGACCACAGGUUCAAUUUAAUUCACUGAAAUUACUUAAGUGUGAAUUUAAUAACUCUUAUAUAAAGCAAACAAAGGAAUACACUAAUUACUGGGAAGAUGAUACAUCUAGUAAUUUUUUAGGAAAUAUAUUCAAUACAGAUUCAUGAAAACAUAGUGGUUUUUUUAGAAAUUUAUAAUUUUACAAAGUUACUUUUUUAUAUUUCUUAAUAUAUAUGUGUAUAGAAAUAAAUAAUGAGAUUAGCAGAGGAAGUGAAUUAGAGAGGAGCCUAAGAGCAACCAUGUGUUGGGAUUUUGGUCCGAUGUUUGGUGAGUAUCUAUACUAUAGAGUAUCUAUACUACUAUUUCUAAAUUUUAAUAUCGUGGAAAUUGUGCUACUUUUACAAAUUUGUAAAAAGAAGAAAGUGUUCUAUAUGUGAUGUUCUUUUUUAAAUUAUAUUUGGAAGUUAAUUUAAUUGUGUUUAAGUGCAUUUAACCGGUAAGCAUUAAUGUUAUUUAAUUCUGACGUAGUCUCUCAAUUGAAUUUUUAAUUA
Messenger RNA from Pseudomyrmex gracilis, 1566 nucleotides. RefSeq names its product tRNA-dihydrouridine(20a/20b) synthase [NAD(P)+]-like (gene Dus4). Gene Ontology annotation, molecular function: flavin adenine dinucleotide binding; tRNA dihydrouridine synthase activity. Bases 127 to 1182 code for a protein of 351 amino acids. The transcript has 3 exons. Lineage: Eukaryota; Metazoa; Arthropoda; Insecta; Hymenoptera; Formicidae. The record is from RefSeq and is a predicted model, not a curated record. Gene Ontology annotation, biological process: tRNA processing.